UGAAUGCCGGCCGGCUUCAACUGCUUUGAAGUUUGAAGUCAACUCUCAAAUGGUGGCUUCAAUCCACCAAUCAAUCAAUACCCGCAGCUUUAUAUUUCUUCGACCUUUACAUUUUUUUGAGAGACAGAGAGAGAGAGAAAGAGGGGAGAUUUUCUAGAUAGAGAGAUGUGUACGUUAGAGAGGAAAGGCAACAUCUUCAUCCUAACGCUAACAGGCCCAGGAGAGCACAGGCUCAACCCCACUCUCAUCGACUCAAUCCGAUCCGCUCUCAACCAAGUCCGAGCCGCCGUCACCACCACCGCCACGUCAUCAUCUCCCUCAGCCCUAAUCACCAACGCACAUGGCAAAUUCUUCUCCAACGGCUACGAUCUCUCUUGGGCCCAGUCCUCUCAAUCCCGCAGAGAGCUCAUGGACGCCAAGCUCCAGUCCCUUGUCGCCGAUCUCAUCUCCCUCCCGAUGCCCACCAUCGCCGCCGUCUCCGGCCACGCCUCCGCCGCCGGCUUCAUCCUCGCUCUCAGCCACGACUACCUUCUCAUGAGGAGGGACCGCGGCUUUCUCUACAUGAGCGAGCUCGACAUCGAGCUUCUUCUGCCACGCUGGUUCUUGGCGCUGAUCGAGAGCAAGGUCGGCUCGCCGGCGGCUCGGCGCGACUUGUUGCUCAGAGCCGAUAAGGUGAAAGCCGACGUGGCAGUGGCGAAGGGGAUUAUCUACUCGGCGCACGAUAGCGCGGAGGAGACUGUCGAGGCCGCGGCUAAUUUGGGAGAGGAGUUGGUUCGGCGGAAGUGGAACGGACACGUGUACGCUCAUAUUCGGAAGGAUAUGUUGUCUGAUGUUCUGGAUGUGAUCCGCGGAAAUACUACUGGCACAAAAUCACGACUGUAGGUGAUAAUUUGGUCGGGUCUGUUAUUGUUUUGCUUGGCAGAAAAUUGAUUUGAGUUUUGUUGGGUUGAAUAAUUUAGUUGGAUUUUUAACUUGUCUAUCAUAUCAAGUUUGCCAAUAAAGAUGGGAUUACCAUA
Pyrus x bretschneideri (Chinese white pear) is the source of this 1016-nucleotide messenger RNA. Its product is annotated as enoyl-CoA delta isomerase 1, peroxisomal. The transcript has a single exon. Gene Ontology annotation, cellular component: peroxisome. Gene Ontology annotation, biological process: fatty acid beta-oxidation. NCBI's taxonomy places the organism in Eukaryota, Viridiplantae, Streptophyta, Magnoliopsida, Rosales, Rosaceae. The record is from RefSeq and is a predicted model, not a curated record. Bases 166 to 882 code for a protein of 238 amino acids. Gene Ontology annotation, molecular function: delta(3)-delta(2)-enoyl-CoA isomerase activity; enoyl-CoA hydratase activity.